Juglans microcarpa x Juglans regia is the source of this 1667-nucleotide messenger RNA. RefSeq names its product serine carboxypeptidase-like 13. NCBI's taxonomy places the organism in Eukaryota, Viridiplantae, Streptophyta, Magnoliopsida, Fagales, Juglandaceae. Gene Ontology annotation, biological process: secondary metabolic process; proteolysis. Gene Ontology annotation, molecular function: serine-type carboxypeptidase activity; acyltransferase activity, transferring groups other than amino-acyl groups. The transcript is spliced from 14 exons. The record is from RefSeq and is a predicted model, not a curated record. Bases 71 to 1492 code for a protein of 473 amino acids.
UUUCGUUUUCUGGCAAAGUGAGGGAGAGAAAAUAUUCUCAUUCUAGUACGAGUACUUCCCAUUUUUGACGAUGUUUAACUCCAGAGCAGCGUUGUUGUAUGGGGCGUGUCUGCACAUGACUUUGCUACUGAUUUUCUCAGGCGUUUCUCUCUCACGCACAGUUGUCAAGACCCUACCUGGGUUUGCUGGUGAUCUACCAUUUACGCUUGAAACUGGAUAUAUUGGCGUAGGUAACACCGAAGAUGUGCAGCUGUUUUAUUAUUUCGUAGAGUCUCAGAGAAGCCCUGCACAGGACCCUGUCGUGCUCUGGCUCACCGGUGGCCCCGGCUGUUCUACUCUCUUGGCAUUCUUUUACGAGAGUGGACCUUUGGGUUUCACUUAUUCCGAAUACAAUGGGAGCUUACCGUCACUACAUUUGAACCCAUACACAUGGACCAAGGGCCUGAACAUAAUAUACGUGGAUGCACCCGUUGGCACCGGAUUCUCUUACUCCACCACCUCAGAAGGCUACUACAGUAGUGACACAGCAACAGCAGCACUCACCUAUGAGUUUCUAAGGAAGUGGCUAAUGGAGCACCCACAAUUCAAGUCGAAUCAACUGUACAUAGGUGGUGAUUCGUAUUCAGGGAUAACUGUGCCGUUGGUCGUUCAAGAAAUAAUAGGGGGCAAUCAAAUUCAAGAAUAUCCACGCAUGAAUCUGAAAGGUUAUGUGCUUGGGAACCCAAAGACGGAUACUCAAAUUGAUGAUAAUUCAAGAUAUUCUUAUGCUUACCACCUAGCUCUUAUUCCAAAGGAACUCUAUGAGACCGCCUAUAUAAGCUGCAAUGGAGACUUUGUGAAUGUGGAUUCAAGCAAUGCACAAUGUGAGUCGGUUCUUCAAACCAUUGAAGAGUUGAUCCUUGAGAUAAAUCUUCAACAUGUUCUUGAACCUUCAUGCUCCAUGACAUCCCCAGAACCAAGUUCAGUGAAUUCAGAUCGGCGAUCCCUAAGAGAGCAGUCCCAAGAUCUUCUCCUCUCACAUCCUAAAGGCCCUGCAUUUUGGUGCCGGAAUUAUCGACACGUGCUGUGUGGCAUCUGGGCAAAUGAUAAGAGCGUCCAAGAAGCUCUUAAUAUUCGAAAGGGAACGAAGGAGACAUGGAAGAUGUGCAACAGCAGCUUAUCUUACACACAGGAGUUCUCAAGUGUCGUUAGUUAUCACAAGAAUUUUACUCAAGCUGAACUAAGAGCUCUGAUAUACAGUGGUGAUCAUGACAUGUCUAUUCCCCACACUGGCACACGGCAAUGGAUAAGAUCAUUUAACAUGACUCUAAUGGAUGCUUGGCGACCAUGGUACCUCGAUGCUCAAGUUGCAGGAUACACGGAGGAGUAUACAGAAAAUGACUUUGUCCUGACAUUUGUGACCGUGAAGGGAGGGGGUCACAUUGCUGCAGAGUACAAGCAGAAGGAGUGUGCUGCCAUGCUUGACAGAUGGUUUGCUUAUUACCCUAUGUAGUUUAGUUGUGACUGAGAAGAAUAAAAAGAUUGUUGGUGCUGCCCAAAACACAUCAAAACCAUUGCUGACCUAAUUUUUGGGCUUUGAGCCCAGAUGCAACUGGGCCGAAUUUUUUGGUCCAUUCUCAAGCAGGAAAUAUUUUUCUUCUUACAAAUAGCAUUGUAGUUUGUAUCAA